This is a messenger RNA of Lecanosticta acicola, 1038 nucleotides long. Lineage: Eukaryota; Fungi; Ascomycota; Dothideomycetes; Mycosphaerellales; Mycosphaerellaceae. The record is from the annotation of a GenBank genome assembly.
AUGGCCACCGAGCCCACCAUUACCGGCCUUCCGACCGAAGUGACUCAAAAGAUUGCUCGCCAAAGAGAGCUCGAUAUCACAGUCCUCCGACGCGUCUGCCGUGACUUCGAGCGCAAGACUUUCGACCUCUUUGCACACAAGUAUCUUCGAUGUCUUGGAUGCUAUCCCUUCAAUUCCCAGCGCGUGGAAAGAUUGCGGAAUCUUACAUCCUCGCCUCGUUACGCGGAGAAGAUCCAAUCCAUUACCUUCUGGUUGGACCCGGCUGAAGGGGCUGGGCACAAGGAAUUCCACGUUGCUACCAGAAAUCCCACAGUCGUCUUCGCGCACGUCUUGAGUUAUUUGCCCCCGGGCAGAUUCCCUAGUCAGUCAGACGGAGAGUUCGCUCACGAGGAAUACACGAGAGAACAAAUCACGAAGCAUUCCUCGGAGCCGGAUGUCGCUGCUCUCGAUGCCAUCUAUGACAAUCUCGAUGCGAACAAGUCUCCCGCGGAGGUCCGCAUCGUCUUCCGAAAACCCGUCGAUGAAUUCUUGGACCUCGCCCUCUGGGUUGACCGCUUCCUCGGCCACCCGGAAAACCUCAACAAGCGCGUUUGCGACCUGGACUUUCAAGGCACAGUAUUGGAUCCCUCCACCCUCUGCCACAUCAUCGGAUGCAACGAACAGUGUCUCAGGACGUUUCGAUUACGCCAGGUCCAUUUCCCGCUAACCGACCCCUGGAUCGUAGAAUUGUUCGACUACCUGAAAGACUGUCCGAAGUUGGAGUAUAUCCAAUUCGGUGAUGUGAACGAGUCCUUGUCUUCCGAGGGAAGUAUAGCGGACGACAUUCUCGUGCGGUUCGGGUAUCCGAGAGGCACACACGGUCCACAUAAGGCUUUCAUGGAGGUGGCGGGCCACGAAAAGGUUGUGGAGGCAUUGCAGUGUUGCUUGGACAAUGGAAUGGAUUUUGUCACGAGAAUCAAGAGAUGUCCGAAAUUUCGCGCGGGACGGUACUUUUUCCAGCUGUCCGGUGAGCACAUCCCUGAAUGUCUGAGCAUUUGA